Messenger RNA from Vitis riparia (riverbank grape), 1085 nucleotides. Its product is annotated as auxin-induced protein 6B-like. The transcript has a single exon. Gene Ontology annotation, biological process: response to auxin. The record is from RefSeq and is a predicted model, not a curated record. Bases 75 to 530 code for a protein of 151 amino acids. NCBI's taxonomy places the organism in Eukaryota, Viridiplantae, Streptophyta, Magnoliopsida, Vitales, Vitaceae.
UUCCUCAUAUCACAAUCGAUACCAGUUCAAACAAAGGAAUCUCUCUACCGCUUUCUCUCCUCUUUUCACCCAAGAUGUCAGUUGGCUUUGGAAAAUGCAGCAAAAUCCGGCACAUUGUCCGCCUCCGGCAAAUGCUCCGGCGGUGGCGCCACAAAGCAGCAGCGGCCUCCCGCAUGUCAUCCAGUUGCAUUCCCUCCGAUGUUCCCGCCGGCCACGUCGCCGUUUGCGUCGGCACCGAUGGGAAAAGAUUCGUGGUUCGUGCCACCUACUUGAACCACCCCGUCUUCAAGAAACUCCUAGUGGAAGCUGAAGAAGAGUACGGAUUCACCAACCAAGGUCCCCUUUCACUUCCGUGCGACGAGUCAGUCUUUGAAGAGAUCCUCUGCUUCAUAUCACGGUCCGAAGCCAGCAACUCAGCGCGUUUCGUCAAUCGUGAAGAUUUUCAGAGAUAUUGCCACGUAGGCAUCAGAAGUAGUCUGGACUUCUGGCCCGAAUCUCGACCGCUUCUUCAUAGUAAAAGCAUUUGGUAAGCAGCGAAAGAUCAGCUGUCUUGAGUGUGAAAUAAAAUAUACUUCGAGCCUGACCCGGGUAUGACUCAGUCCGAGUUAGUUCGCCUCAUGAAUAGUUUGAGGAAGGAAAAAAAGAAAAUCCGAUUCAAUUCUAUUGACUCGGUCGAGUUCCUCGAGUGAGUACUAAUUUUUACUCACCAUGAUUGGUAAAAGGGUGAGAGGGUGGGUGGUUUUAUUUAUUUAUUUGCAAAAUGAUAUGAUUGGGUAAUUGGGCGGUGAGGAGUGUGUUUUACUCCGAAGAAUGUACGGAGAUGGCAUAUUGGGUGGCGAGUGCCCACCGAGUCGUCCCGGGUUCGAAUCGGAGUGAGGCUAAAAGUUGAGAUCGAUGAACCAACCGAGGAAGAGGAAGAACGUGCAAGUGUUCGAAUGAGGUUACUUUUGUAAAUUCCGUUAUUUAUUGGAUUGAUUAAUGGGAAUUGUAGAGAAAUUGAAGCAUGAUUGUCCAUUAUCUCUGAAAUAUGUAUAUAUUUUUUAUUUAAAAAAAAGGCAAAUAAUAAUAAUAUAUUUUGCUAUGAA